This is a messenger RNA of Culicoides brevitarsis, 588 nucleotides long. RefSeq lists its product as uncharacterized. The transcript has 2 exons. The coding region runs from base 87 to 449 and encodes 120 amino acids. The record is from RefSeq and is a predicted model, not a curated record. NCBI's taxonomy places the organism in Eukaryota, Metazoa, Arthropoda, Insecta, Diptera, Ceratopogonidae. Gene Ontology annotation, biological process: proteasome assembly.
AGAGACGAAUCAAAACAAAUUUCGCCGAUCAUUGCCGUAUAAAAAUCAUCUUUUCAUCAAUAAAUUUUUUAAGAACUCACCAAAAAAUGACAGAAAAUCCCGCUUUUGACGUCAUAAAAGAAGUCACAAUUGGAGGUCUCCCAACAGACAUCGUCUGCCACAAAUUCUCGAACAAAACCCUUCUAAUAAUAACUCAAUACUCCAAAAUUGCCAAUGUCGUCACUGUCGAGAACCAAGUUUUCAAUGGCGCCGCCACGAACAAACAAAAAGUCUUCGAAAUCCAACCAAAAAUGGGCAAUGUCACGGACGAAACGGAAGGCGCAAUUCGUUACCUCAUGAACUACAUAAAUUGCAACCAUUUGGUUGUGAGUCUGGCUCUAAAGAAAAUCAACAAAGAUAUCCUCAUUGAGUUACGGAACGAGUUGGGAAAAAUUGACUGUCUAAAAUAAAUAACGAGAAAUUUAAAAUUUAUGACAAAUUACUUGAAUGAAUGAAAAUUCCUUAGCUUGAACUUCGUUUGACCGUGAAUUUGUUGGAUUUUUGAUCAAAUACGCAGAUACCUGCCUAACGUCAUUAAAGAAGCAAUAA